Molecule: messenger RNA, 1826 nt
Organism: Phragmites australis (common reed)
Lineage: Eukaryota; Viridiplantae; Streptophyta; Magnoliopsida; Poales; Poaceae
Product: transcription factor bHLH123-like
Exons: 8
Coding region: 219-1217 (332 amino acids)
Biological process (GO): regulation of transcription by RNA polymerase II
Cellular component (GO): nucleus
Molecular function (GO): protein dimerization activity; DNA-binding transcription factor activity, RNA polymerase II-specific; RNA polymerase II cis-regulatory region sequence-specific DNA binding
Source: RefSeq, a predicted model, not a curated record
AGCACAGGAGCAGCGCCCCAUCCAAAGGUCGUCAGUGAACAAGUCAGAGACCCCUGUGCCCUCCACAAGCUCUCAAAGUCCACCGUCCACACCCGGCAAAUACCGGCCGAAUUCCUCGCUACAAUCACUGCUUAAUCGGCAUAUAUACAUCUCCGAGAUUCCACUACGACGUACACCAAGGCGGGCGCUGGGCCGGCCUGCCGUCCAUCUAGCUCCCCAUGGCAGACGAGUGGUGGAGCUCCGCACGAACCGACGGCGCGUCGGCCUGUUCGACGGCUCCGGCCACGGACCUGAUGGACGUCGCCGAGUCGGCGACGAGUGGGACUCCGGUAGAUUUCCAGCCAGGUUUGCACGGCGCUGCCACGACCGCCUCCUCCUCCUUCCUCGCUGAUCCAGACAUGGGUUGGACGCAAACCUACAUGGGCGGCGGGAGGACGACUGCCGAGGCCACCACCAGCUUCAACGCACUGCUUCAACUCCACGGCGACGCGAGCCGCCACUUCCUGCUCGACCAGCCAUCAUCACCUUCCGUGCUGGACCAGUAUGAAGUCGACGGCACGGCGCCCGUGGCAUCUGCAGCAUCACCGAGCGCGUCCCUGUACGGGGACAACCAGUACUCCAGCUCGGCCAUGAGUUACGGGGACACGCCGGCAGCCCCGAUGACGAAGCCGUUCUCGCAGCAGCAGUUCUCCGGCUUCCUCGUCUCGUCGAUGGGGAGUUUCGGGCCCGCUGCAGAGCCGCCGCCGCUUCUCUUGCAGGCCCUAGAGCCCAAACGUUUCAAGUCCAAUACGGAACCUGCUCAGGACGCAUGCUCCUCGGUGACGAGAAGAAGUGUUCCUGACUCGCCUGCGGCGGCGAAGAAGACCCGGAUCGAGACGCCGUCUCAUUUGCCGACCUUCAAGGUGAGGAAAGAGAAGCUCGGGGACAGAAUCACUGCGCUCCAGCAACUGGUCUCGCCUUUUGGAAAGACAGAUACCGCAUCGGUUCUUCACGAGGCCAUCGAAUACAUCAAGCUCCUGCACGAUCAAGUAGCUUCUCUGAGCUCUCCGUACCUGAGGUGUGGACGCCCUGUGAAGCUACAACAACAACAGGGUUUCUUGUCAGGCGGACGGCAGCGAGGCGAAGGAGGACCUGCGAAGCCGAGGGCUGUGCCUCGUCCCGGUGGCGAGCACUUACACGGUGGCGAGCGAGACGGCGCCGGAGUUCUGGCAUCCUAGCUUUGGGGGCACAUUUCGGUAGAGAUAGAGACAUGCGUGCAGUAUUUAGCUCUAGGUAGCUAGCUAGGCAGGUAUUUGUGUGUGUGCUAAUCAAGCAAGGCGUUCUUAUUUCAGUAAAACUCAGUGUUGAAACAAAAGCAAAAUCUAAGCGAUCAGCAAUGUGUAACUGCGAGAUUGAAUUCGAAUGAGGGUAAACUGAAAGAAACUGCAGUAACUAGGAUACGAGCCUUUAUUAGAGAGGUUAAAUAAUAUGUAUAUAAUGUUGGGUAGGUUCAAAAGAGAAUGAUAUGCUAUUACGUAGUAAACAACUUUCCAAAGGAAUAAUGUUAUCGGUUGUAUUAAUUUGUCUUGACAGGUUGGGGGUGGAGGAGAAUAUAAUGUUGGAAAGGUGCUAAACUUGGGAGCAACAGAGAUGUCAGCUCUAUAAGUAUGGUCGGGAUGAAGUUACCUAAGGGUUGCACUAGUUCACUGCUUGUGAAAUUAUAUCGUGUCUUGGUCAUCGCUUCUUUUACUAAAAGAUUGUGUCAACGAACAUCUUAGCCACUAAAAAUCUGGGCCAAUUUUCCACGAAUGCUUUUGUCUCCUAGUUUCAUUCAAUUUGUGGCGCAU